Molecule: messenger RNA, 2256 nt
Organism: Hippoglossus stenolepis (Pacific halibut)
Lineage: Eukaryota; Metazoa; Chordata; Actinopteri; Pleuronectiformes; Pleuronectidae
Exons: 2
Coding region: 16-1203 (395 amino acids)
Source: RefSeq, a predicted model, not a curated record
UCAAGGUUUCCCACAAUGCUUCAGUCCAACGCCGUGCGUAUACAUAUCCGAAAUUCAGAAGCAGAUAACAGACUUCGGAACGAGCAACAGACGCACAGAGCUGAAAUGGAAGAUCCGAGGAGACGUUCCACUCUGUCGUUCACUUUCAUCCUCUGCUUCUCACUGUGGCUCACGCCUGGAGAAACCGCCACCUAUUGGGAUCAAUGUAUUGACGAAUGUCCGGCGAUGCAUUUCACCUCCAAGUACGAUGUGCAAUGUUCUGACAGGUGUGAACAGCGUGGUUAUGACUACUACUGGUGCAAUUCCCUAAGGGGCUGGGACUACUGCUCACCAGGAGAGGACAUUGAUUACAAAGGCAACCCCUGUCGCAAUGCCUGUGGCAAACAUGGAGAAAGCUUCUACAAGUGUUUGUUGUGGGAAGGACACUGGGACAAAUGUGCUCGGGUGGAGCCGAAGGCAAUGAUUUAUAAAACCAGGUAUCAUAGACAAUGUGUUGACAGCUGUCAGUAUUAUGAUUCUUAUUUUACGGAUUACUUCAGGUGCCAUGAUGGACAUUGCUGGGAGUACUGCUCACCUCUACAAGACCACACCUACAAGAAUGAGCCUUGUCGCCCAGAUCACAAGUGUGGAAGCUAUGGUAAGAGUUACACCUGGUGCUACACAACAUUCGACAACGACUGGGAUUACUGUGGAGUGAUCGGUCCUGGAGAGUGUGUGUUUUCCCAGACAUCCCGCGCCAAACGACAACCCAAUAAUCCAAGAGUGAUCUGUACCACGGAAGAAGACAACACCAGGAGAGUGACCACGUUCACAGAAGAAGGAGAUUCUACCAUCGCUCAAACCAACAGAAAGUUACGCAACGAAGCCUUAGACUUAAUUAACCGAUGGAACAACCAGCACUUGAGUAACCAGUCCAGGUCCGAGUUGAUUACAUCGAGCAAUCUUCGCCUUUACAACCAGGGACUGUUCAACAGGAACAAUCAGCGGUGUUACAACCUGCAAAUCCAGCUCAACGGACAACGCGCUUCUGGACGCAGCACCACUGUGGCACAUAUCAUAGUUCCUGAUGACACGUCAGCUGAAUACAUGCGUUGGGCCUUCAGGGAGAGUUUACAGCGCCAGGUCAGUGUGGUGUUGGAAGUCGAGGAAGCAUCCAACUCCACAAACAACAACCAGAAGUGUUGUAAACAACGUAAAUAUUAAGGUCACUCAAACGUGUGUAGCUGAUGAUUGUGACAGCGCACACGUUAACUGCCUCAUGUCAGAGGCAGAAUGAGUGAGUGAAGCUCUCAGUUAGCAAACGUUGUGUCUUAAUCGGUUUUCAAUCUGUCUUUAUCAAUAAUCGCUCAAUCCCAGAGAAUGAGUUUUUAUUAUUUGUCUUCUUAGUGCUUUCUGCGGAUGAAGUGGUUCUGUUGGCUUCAUCGGGCCGGGACCUCUCGUGCUCACUGCGGCGGUUUGUGUAGUUCUACUGAUUGACACAAGUGUUCUACAUCAAAACAAAUCAAUGUCACAUCUCCGCUUUAGUUUAACGACCCUUUUAUUCUGCAUGUUGCCUCGUUUUAUUUUGAAACUCACAUGUUGUCCUAUUUCCGGUCACUUCACUUCCUGAACCUCCUGUGUUUCCUGUGAUAAACAAGUGAUGUUCUCUCUGCCCCUUCGAUCGCUGCUCGUUAAGGCUGCGACACACUUCAGACCCAGUUUUCACCUUUGACCAUCGCAGGGUCAUUCCUGACAUGAAACAUGUUUCAUAUCCACGGUAAUUGGCUCCGACAGAAAACAGCACAAGCCAAUGAGGAUGUUGUGUACUUUUACAGCUGCGACUAACAUCUUCAAAGAAUCUCUGACUGAAACGUUGCUAAUGUUCAAAGAGCUUUCCACAGAUUCGAGUGUGUGGAGGAGUCUUAUAAUGUGUUUCUUUUUGCUUUAGUGCUGAUACUGAGUCUGAUGUUUAUUUUCCUCUGUUAAAUGAAAUAAUGCAGUAACUAUAAUAUGCCUCACAACUGAUUUAAAAACUACCUGUGUGCUUGUUGGAUGAUUUACAGCUGAAUAUCGAGCUCAGGCUGACGGGAAGAGUCGCUGAUCAAAUAUAGAAUUUGGCCUCUGCUCUCUGAUCAGACUCAGAAACGGGGUCAGCAGUGAUGAACCAAAAUCCACGACAACCUACUUAUGUAAUCUAUAUAAUCAAAUCUAUGUAAAAUGCAUCACUGAUUUUCAUGAUGUUCUGUUUUUUCUUAUUAAAGCUUUGCUCAGAAUCCA